AGCAUGGAGGUAGAGUUAUCCACCAUCCACUCCCGGUCCUCCCUUCCGCCCGACACCGCGGUGGCAACACUGGCCAGUGUCAACGAUGGAAAGAGGACGGAAGCUAUCGAAGUUAACGCAGUCGAGGUUGAGGUCCGGGACGCAAGCCGCGCCCCAUCGACGACUUUCGUAGCCUCUACGCCCGCAAUGAAGCGCAAGGCGAGGAUCCAGUUCGCCGCGCUCUGCUGGACCCUGUACCUCGCCGGAUGGAACGACGGCACAACGGGGCCUCUACUGCCUCGCAUACAGGCCGUCUACCACGUUGGCUUCGCUGUCGUAUCGUUGAUAUUCGUGUCCAACUGUCUUGGCUUCGUGGUCGGCGCUGCAGCGAACGUCUGGCUCACCGAUCGCUUCGGGUUCGGGCGGGUGAUGGUGUUGGGCUCCGCAAUGCAGGUUGCCGGUUACGCGGUGGAAGCACCUGCCCCUCCCUUCCCUGUCUUCGUCGUUGGGUAUAUGAUCAAUGGCUUUGGCUUAGCCCUCCAGAACGCAGGAUCCAAUGCCUACGUUGCUGCGUUCAAGGAAAACACCGCGAUGAAGUUCGCCAUUUUGCACGCCGUCUACGGCACUGGUGCGGUGUGUUCACCUCUCAUCGCGACGCAGUUCGCACAGCUCAGUCGUUGGUCCUUCCACUAUCUGGUGCUACUCGGUAUCGCGCUCUCCAAUGUACUGGUGCUAGCUGCGGUGUUCCGUUUCCAGUACCAAGAAACGUGCUUGGCGGAAAUAGGUCAAAUGCCAGAUCGCGAAAGCAGAAGCAGCGCGAACAAGUACAAGCAGAUUUUCGGGUUACGCGCUCUCCAUAUCAUGGCGAUGUUCAUCCUGCUCUAUGUUGGGAUCGAGGUCACUCUUGGGGGGUGGAUUGUCACGUAUAUCGUCGAGUUGCGCGGUGGAGGCGCGUCCUCGGGUUAUAUCUCGUCUGGGUUUUUUGGUGGACUCACGUUAGGCCGUGUCACCCUAUUCUGGCUCAACAGGAAGGUCGGCGAACGGCGCGCCGUUUUCCUCUACGCACUCCUUGCAAUCUCGCUCGAGCUGGUAGUCUGGCUCGCCCCCUCGCUAAUCGGUGGUGCUAUCGCUGUCUCUCUCGUAGGCAUGCUCAUGGGCCCCAUAUACCCCAUCGUCAUGAACCAUGCCGGUCGCGUUUUCCCGUCAUGGCUCCUCUCCGGCUGCAUCGGGUGGAUGGCCGGCUUUGGUCAGGCCGGCUCGGCGAUCCUCCCCUUCCUCACCGGUGCGCUCGCGUCGAAAGUCGGGAUCAAGAGCCUGCAGCCCCUAUUGGUGUCUAUGAUGGGCUUGCUGGUGC
This is a messenger RNA of Trametes versicolor FP-101664 SS1, 1333 nucleotides long. Its product is annotated as MFS general substrate transporter. Gene Ontology annotation, biological process: transmembrane transport. Gene Ontology annotation, molecular function: transmembrane transporter activity. Gene Ontology annotation, cellular component: membrane. The transcript has 13 exons. The record is from RefSeq and is a predicted model, not a curated record. Lineage: Eukaryota; Fungi; Basidiomycota; Agaricomycetes; Polyporales; Polyporaceae. The annotation marks the transcript as partial.